CAAUAAAUCGAAACCGAUCGCUUUAAAUGUUCAAUCUCGUAUCUCGCAGAUCAUAAAUUGUCGGCGAGAGACCUGUAAACACCUGGCUGUGUAAUUUCGACUCACUGUCACUAUUACUAUUAUUAUCAUUAUUAUUACUAUAAUCCUUUCUGUUUACAUAGAUAGGUCUUUAACACGCACUUAAUAUUGUUUACCAAAGAAAUGGUGAUGGAGAAACCAAGUCCCCUGCUUGUAGGGCGGGAGUUUGUGAGGCAGUAUUACACGCUGUUAAACAAGGCACCAGACUUCCUGCACAGGUUCUAUGGGAGGAACUCUUCCUAUGUUCAUGGAGGUCUUGAUCCGAGCGGGAACCUGGUGGAAGCAGUGUACGGGCAAUCGGAAAUCCACAAGAAGGUCAUGUCUCUGAAGUUCAGCGAGUGCCACACAAAGAUCCGGCAUGUGGACGCCCACGCCACGCUCAGCGACGGCGUAGUGGUGCAGGUUCUCGGCGAGCUCUCCAAUAACGGGCAGCCCAUGCGGAAGUUCAUGCAGACGUUUGUGCUUGCCCCAGAGGGUUCAGUGGCCAACAAAUUCUACGUACACAACGACAUCUUCCGCUAUGAGGACGAAGUUUUUUGCGACUCGGAAGCGGAACUUGACGAGGAAUCAGAGGAGGAAGUUGAAGAGGAGCCAGAAGAGAGGCAGGCAUCCCCCGAGCCGCUGCAAGAGAGCCCCAACAGCAGCGCCUACUACGAGCCCCACCCCGUCACAAACGGAGUGGAGGAACCAAUGGAGGAGCCGGCUCCCGAGCCGGAAAUGGAGCCAGAGCCCGAGCCCAAGGUCGAGGAGAUAAAAGCCGAAGUGGAUGAGAAGGUUCUGGAAGAAACGGAGGAAAAAGCCCCCUCGCCGGUCCCGGUUGAGUCUCCGCCUCAUGCGCAGGAGCCACCCAAGACCUUUUCAUGGGCCUCAGUGACCAGCAAAAACCUGCCUCCUGCCGGCACCUCCUCUGGAAUCCCACCCCACGUUGUCAAAGCUCCAAGUUCACAGGCCCGAGUCGAAGCCAAACCAGAAACCCAGGCAGCGUCGCUCCGACCCCGAGACCAACGCACCCGCGACAGACCGGUCUUCCCCCCACGAGGCCCGAGACCAGAUGGCGCCCCGUCAUCGGAUGCACAAAUGGGAAAACCUCACCUGAGUUUUGUUAACAAAGGCAACAGAGGGGAAGGUGAACCCGGCGAAAUGGACGGCAGGCGAACCGUACGCUACCCGGACAGCCACCAGCUUUUCGUCGGCAACCUCCCGCACGACAUCGACGAGGGCGAGCUCAAAGACUUCUUCAUGACCUACGGGACGGUCGUGGAGAUGCGCAUCAACACCAAGGGUGUCGGCGGCAAGCUCCCCAACUUUGGAUUUGUGGUUUUUGACGACUCUGAUCCCGUGCAGAAAAUCCUUGGGGCCAAGGUAGACGGGCCCAUCAUGUUCCGAGGCGAAGUGCGUCUCAACGUGGAGGAGAAGAAGACGCGGGCGGCACGUGAGCGAGAGAUCCGGAGCGCCGGUGGCCCCGACGACCGUCGGGACAUGAGGCGCAAUGACCGAGGACCCGGAGGCCCGCGGGGCCUCAUGGGAAGUGGCAUGAUGCGGGAGCGCGACGGCAGGGGACCCCCGCCCCGGGGCGGCAUGGCUCCUAAACCCAGCAUGGGGUCUGGAAGGGGCUCUGGAGGCCUCGGUGAAGGCCGCUUCACAACCCAGCGCCGUUGAGGAGAACGGGAAGUCGUACCGCUGGCUUCAUCAUUGUCAUCUGUUAAAUCUUUUUUUUUCUUUUUUUGGGAGGGGGGGGUUCCCCUUUUGCUUUGGAAUUGUGACGCACCCUGUCGAUCGAGCUUAUUUAGUUGUGAGCCGAAGAUCUUUUUUUUUUUUUUCCCUUUUUGCUACGACAUGAAAUUACAAACUUAUCAUUUGUACAUUUUGAGUGGGGAAAGCAACCAGGAGUCAUUUUGUGCCACAUUCGGAGGGACUGAAAGACUUUAAGUACCAUUUAAAAAAAAAAAAAAAAAAAAAAAAAACCAGCCCGUUGUUCUGGAUAAAAGAGAUUAUCUGCCUUGACUUAACCUUCCAUUGCACAUUUUCUAUGGUAGUUACUGUUGGAAGAUGCAAAAGUUGUGCUGUUCCGAAGGGAAAGGCCUGCCUUUUUUCCCCCCCCCACCCUUCCACUCUUUCAAAAUUUGCAUUCGCCAAUAUGCACUCAUGGAUACCUUUUUUUUUUUUCUUCUUCUUUUUUCUAAAGUUGGCAUUCUCGCUCAGAAAGCCGACGAAGCGACACAACACAAACGGGGCAGGCCUCGCUGCUGUGACCAAUGUAUACCGAAAAUUUACAUUUUACUGCUGGAUGGACAAGAUGACCUAUUUUUGCCUCGUUUCUAAUAUAAAUAAUCCAGGAUGUUCACCAAAUGACAGUAUAUUUGAACGUGGGGGGAGGGCAAAGGAUACAGACGAAUGGAAGAGUGGCGCUCUGGUUUCUUUUCAUUCAAACUUUGUCUCAUGUUUUCUUUUUUUUUUUCCAGCUAGGGAUGAAGGACGCCAUUCCUGUCGUUAAAACGUGACAGAAUAAAUGUACAGCAAAAGUCAUAGUUUACUGUUUCGCAUUCCUUUCUCUUGGUAUAUAAAAAAAAAACAAAAAACAAAAGCACGGUGCCUUCUGCGUUCACCUUUUUCGCUGUUAACGAAGCAAUGCCGGACUUUAGUCAGAUUGAAGUUAUAGUCCAAUUCCAGUUUUAAGAUGUGACUUUUUGUACAUUUUCUUUGCUCUUGUUUGAGUUUUGAGGGGCCCGUCUUAAAAAAAAAAGUUAAAGGUACAUUUAUAUACAGAAUUUCAUGUUUUUAAUAUAGUGCCCAGCUUUGACAUAUUGGAACCUC
Syngnathus acus (greater pipefish) is the source of this 2892-nucleotide messenger RNA. It is a transcript of the gene g3bp2, whose product is annotated as GTPase activating protein (SH3 domain) binding protein 2. The record is from RefSeq and is a predicted model, not a curated record. Bases 202 to 1737 code for a protein of 511 amino acids. Lineage: Eukaryota; Metazoa; Chordata; Actinopteri; Syngnathiformes; Syngnathidae. Gene Ontology annotation, cellular component: cytosol; ribonucleoprotein complex. Gene Ontology annotation, molecular function: mRNA binding. The transcript is spliced from 13 exons.